Messenger RNA from Apis cerana (Asiatic honeybee), 1835 nucleotides. RefSeq names its product suppressor of fused (gene Su(fu)). Gene Ontology annotation, cellular component: cytoplasm; nucleus. NCBI's taxonomy places the organism in Eukaryota, Metazoa, Arthropoda, Insecta, Hymenoptera, Apidae. Gene Ontology annotation, molecular function: transcription factor binding. The record is from RefSeq and is a predicted model, not a curated record.
AUGUACGGAAAUAUGCGUGAAAGGGAGGAAUUUUGCCGAAGUUUUCCACCGGGACAACCGAUCCAGACACCGACGGCACGAGCUCUGGGCCUUGACGCUCUUCACAAUCUUUGUAAAGAGAUCUAUCCGGACCAAAGCAAUCCACUCACUGUCACUGCAGUUGUAAAAUAUUGGUUGGGAGGUCCGGAUCCUCUAGACUACAUAAGUAUGUAUGAAAAUUCAGGUUGUCCGGAAUUAGGCAUACCACCACAUUGGCAUUAUAUUAGUUUGGGUUUAUCGGAUUUACAUGGAGAUGGACGAAUACAUCCAAAAAGUGGUCCUGGUCGUGCUAGUGGCUUUGGAUUUGAAUUAACCUUUAGAUUAGUCAGAGAAAGAAAUGAAAUGACUCCUCCCACUUGGCCAGCAAAUGUAAUGCAACAAUUAGCAAAAUAUGUUUUUAAUUCUGGUAAUAUGCUGUUGCCGGGAGACCAUGUCUCGUGGCAUGCACCUCUGGACAACGGCAAUGGUCGUAUUACCCAAAUUUUAAUGGGCAAAGAUCCACAGUUACCAGCAUCCAUAUCUACACCACAUGGAGAUGUUUCAUUUGUUCAAAUUGUAGGAGUUACUUCUGAAGAACUACAAGCUGCACAACAUUGGAAUGGUCUAGGUCUUGUAAAUUUAUUAAAAUCUAGUCGUGGUUGUGGACCAUGGUUAGUGACAGACAUGAGAAGAAUGUAUUCUAUUAUGGAAGAUGAUCCUUCUAUAGCAGAGAAAAUACAAACUGGUAUAGAAAAAGAGGGUUCUAAUUUAAGUGGUGUAUCUGCAAAAUGUUGGUGGGUCCAAGUAAAUAGUGAUAAAAGUACAGAAAAAUAUAGAGAAACAAGAAACGAAUCAGAUGAGGAAGAUGAAGAUAUAAAACCAAUAAUAAAAUCAGAAAGAUUGUCUCCUUGUGAACAAGAUACAAACUUACCAAAUGAAAAUUUUAUUAAAGUUUUACCAGGUCUUCAUUUGACUUUUAAUCUUGAAGCUGGAUCUUUGUUACCAUUAGCAAUAAAAGGUCGAGUCAUGCACGGAAGGCAUUUUACAUUUAAAUCAAUAUUAUCUCAUACAGCAAUUACAAUAGUUGCACCUUCAGUUACCGGAACUCUAGUUUCUAGGGAAAAACCAUAUGUAGUUCAAGGACCAUGGUUACAAGUUCUGCUUCCAGAAGAUUUAUCUGAAAAGAUGGCUCAAGAGUUCCAAGUUUUAAAUUCACCAAAUCAGAUUCAGUUGCCAAAGACAUUUUCUUGGCCCGAACAUAAAUUGGUUAUUACUGUUGUAAAUGACUGAAAAAACUAAAUUAAUACUAUUAAUAUUAUUUAAAAAUAUCGUUAAAAGUGAAUUAGGAUAAAUUGACGUAAGAAAAGUAUUAUCUAAUCUCGUUACAAAAAAAUUUCGACGAAAUUAUUUAUAAUCAAAUUGCGUUUUUGCAGUUAUCGAACAAGCGAUAGAUUACUAGCGAAACUUUAUCUAUCAAUGUGUAAAAGAAGAGAUAAAUUAUCAUGAAUAUAUUUUUUUAUUCAACAAAAGAAAUAGAAAAUAAUUUGUAAUGAAAAUUUUUUUUAUAUAUCUCUCUUUUACAAAUUGAUAUUUGUUAAAGAUUUAUAUUUAAUUAUGUAUAUAUAAUAGAACACAAAUUACAAAGUGUAAUUUUGUAUUUGAUAUACGAGUUUACACAUUGUUAUUUUAUACAAAACAUUUUUGUAAAUAGAGAACUUAACUUUUCUGGCAGCGUCCGUCAGAAUUCUGUACCAAUUUUUACGAAUGAAAAGUGUAUGAUGUAAUGAUAAAUAUAAGAAAUAAUAUUUAUAAGGAAA